This is a messenger RNA of Lottia gigantea (owl limpet), 7044 nucleotides long. RefSeq lists its product as hypothetical. The transcript has 27 exons. The coding region runs from base 1 to 7044 and encodes 2347 amino acids. Lineage: Eukaryota; Metazoa; Mollusca; Gastropoda; Lottiidae. The record is from RefSeq and is a predicted model, not a curated record. Gene Ontology annotation, molecular function: RNA nuclease activity; 5'-3' DNA helicase activity; RNA binding.
AUGGCGAAUAUACCGCACAGUAUUGAAGAAAGUGGUUUGGAAUAUCUUGUGGUAUUUGAUGAUUACAUUGAGCCUUUGCUGAUGAGGUUGAAAGCUCAAUUGCAAUCCGGGAAUUUUCAGAUGUCAGAAGUGAAUCAAAUGACCAAAGACUUAAAUGACUAUCUUGAUAAAAGAAAAGAAAAUGAGAAUUUUAACGAACUAAAACUUAAAUUGAACCACAGGCUAUGUAUGUUUAUCAACUUAAAGAAUAUACCUGAAGAUGAUAUUCAAUAUAUAAUGAGUGUUAUCAGAUUUUAUACUAAUGUGUUGGUUGUGAUUGAUACAUCAUGUGUAAUGGAUCUUGAAGACUAUGAGAAGCCAUAUGUCAAUGUUUUAACUAAUUUGUUUAAUAUUCUCGAAAAGUUCUACGGCCUUUUAGGUAGAAGUAAAUUCUCAACUCAGAUGAUUAAAGAUAUUGCAAAGUUUAGGAGCAGAGCAUAUCAAAUAAAUCAUUUUCCAGCAUGUUAUUUCAUAGCUGAAUUUAUUGCCACCCUUCUUGAAAAAUUGCCUGACAAUGAUGAUAAUAUAGAACUGAUAACAGAGAAUUUAAUUGAAAUGAUUAAGUGUAUUGAUAUUCAGAAAUAUCCUAACCAAAUACUGGAAAAAGUUAAAGAUUCUUUAUCAUGUUGUCGAAAGGAGACACACAGAGCAGUGUUAUUAGAACUAAAAUCCAAAGCAUAUCAAUAUAAAGAGAUAUACAGUCUAGCUAUAGAGAGCGCUAAAGAAGCUCAAGAAGCUUACACAGAUAAUGAAGAUAAGAAACGAUUAUUACAACACAUUGAUUAUUUGCAAUCACUACAAAGGGAAAAAGAGAGAAGGCAAGAACUGUUGAGGUUAGAAGAAUCGAGAAUACCUUACAAUGAAGAAGCUGAAGAGGAGUAUUUUGAUUCUCUGGAUUUUUUUGUGGAGGACGAUGAAGUGGACGAUGUUGACGUUCGCGAUAUGUUCAAUAUGGCUGAAAGUAAAAUAAAUUGCGGUGACUUUGAUGAAAAUUAUGCUAAAAAAUUCCGUACAAUUUUAUCAAGUAGAAUUCUCUACUGCCCUUGCAGAAGAACAGCACAAAGUCGUUGGAUGUUGAGGAUCACAAAUUUCAUAGGAGAUGUUUCAGAUAAGUGUGAGUUCAGUGACAAUGUUUUCAUAUCUUGUUUAAGAUAUUUAUUCUAUGGUUUGAAUGCAAUGGGUUUAUUCUAUUCGGAACGAAACGAAGGGAAAACUAUUAAAGUGACCGCUCAAUCCCUUGAGUUAUUUCGAUCUUCAGUAUAUCACCUUCUAAUUGAGAAAAUAAAGAAUGAUACAAUACAAAGUUCUAAGACACUAGGAAAGAGUACGAUUAAGUUCUGCCAAGAAAUCCUUUCCAUAACGAAGUUACAAUCUCAUGACAAUGACGAUGUCGCAGCCUGUUUCGGUAUAAGUCGCGAACUAAAUACUGUACUACAAGCCAUUCAUGUAAUUGGAAUAUAUAAAAUUAACCCAUUUGUUUUGUCCAUAAUAUCUAUUCAAAUAUAUAACAAUAUGGGACAAGCUAUGUUCAAAUUGGGUGAUUUUGAUAGAGCAGUCGCUGGUUGUAAAGCAGUUUUAAAAGUAGCUACUGAAUUUGAUAUGGAACAUACAGAUCAGAAGAUUCAAGCACUAGAAACAAUAGCUAGGUCUUUUGAAAAAUUAAACAGAAGAGAAGCUGCUAUAGCUAGGAUUGAUGAAGCUAUUGAAAUAUGCCAGAAUACAGACAAGAAAUCAGAGCUUCAGAGCUUAAAGAUAAAAUUUCAACGAACUAUCCAAACUCGAGAGUCAGUCGGGGCUUCUUAUUUAGUUGAUGAUAACUUAAGGAAAGACAAAGAGCGUCAAAAUGAUAUUCGGUCCCGUCAUCGCAAGAAGAAAAGACGAAGAUAUAAGAAACAAGAAAUGGUGACACCAGAUGAAGAUGAAAAUGUACAAAACAAAUCUGAAAAUAAAGUACAAAAUGUAGAAUUGUCAACAAUUACACCGAUAAGUGAUACAGAAAGUGAUUUGUCGGAUGAUUUUAUCGAUAGUGACACUUACAGUUUAACCACAGCCCCAAGCACAGAUAAUCUAUCACUGUUCUCUUAUUCUCAGUCAGACGUGGAUCAGGAUGAACCAAUAUCAGAUGAGGAAGUUUCUGUUCCACAAGAAACCUGGUAUGAAACUAGUAUCAAGGUAAUGGAAGGACAUGAAAAGAAAACAGAACAUUGUCUUCAGUAUGAUGUAGAUUUAACGGAACGCUUCGAUUUUCAUUUGACAAAUUGGGAAAUAUUUUAUCCUGCAAUGAUGACAAGGGUUGAAAUGGAACAGAAUAUUCAAGCAAAUCCUGUGAAAUAUAAGAAAUGUGUCAUUAAUAUGGAUUCAUCACAAUCAGCUACAUGUACUACAACAGAAAAUCCAAUUGGUGAGCAGAUAGUGAUAAAUGGUAGAUCUAAAUGCGGACAAACAUUUUCUGGUGAUGAGGUCUGUGUAGAAAUUAUCGGUAAAGCCAACAAUAAAGACUGUGGUAAAGUUGUUGGGAUUUUCAAAAGAAAUAGGUCUGAUACAAAAAAUCCUGUCUUUUUAUGUACAAUAACUGGAGAAGAAGCCCAUUUGAUGGUACCUAUCUGCAAGACUGUCCCUAAAAUAAGCAUUGUCCAUAAUAAAGUUUUAAAAAGAUUUUCCAACAUUCCCAAUUCCAAGAUAGAAGUAUACAAGUUUGACAUGAACAAAUCAUUCAAAUUUUCUCAUUUCUUUACCAUAAAUCCUGCUAAAAGACAACAGUAUAUUUUUGUUGUUGUGUAUUUGAACUGGAGUCCCAAAUUUGCCUAUCCUAAAGGAAUGGUUAUAGACGUAAUUCAAAACUAUAAGGAUUAUCAAGCAAGUCUUAAGAUACUUGGAAAUCAAUUUGCUAUUGACCCUAUUUACCCAUCAGAAGUAAUCCAGGAAAUUGUGGGUAUGAAGAAAGAUGACUCUGUACCGAGCCAUGACUUUGAUGUAUUGACCAUUGACCCAAAGGGAUCAAAGGAUCUAGAUGACGCACUUCAUAUAACAAGGCUAUCUGAAAACAUUUUCGAGGUCGGCGUUCAUAUUGCAGACGUAGCCCAUUUUGUAGUAAAAAGCUCUGAGAUUGAUAAGGAGGCUGAAAAAAGAGCGACAAGCUUUUAUCCAGAAGAUUCCAGAUCCAUUCAUAUGCUCCCUGAACCAUUGAGCGAAGAUAGGUGUAGCCUUCAAGAGAGAGAGGUUCGUCGUGUGAUUUCUGUGAUUUUUAAACUGGAUGCCAACGGUGAACAGCUUAACGAACCAGUAAUUCAACGAUCUUUUGUUCGCUCCAUGCAACAGUUGACAUAUCAUGAAGCACAACUAAUUAUCAAUGGUUACCGAGAUGGAUUUUCCGAUACGAUUAAUGGUAUGAUAACUGAUUUGUACAGGCUGUCUAAAUCUAUCAGACGUUCUCGUUUAAAAAAAAGACUCUAUCAUGUUCAGUAUAGUGAUGGCUUUCUUCGCGGUGAAAAUGAAACAGAAGCUCACGAUUUAGUGGAAGAAUAUAUGAUAAUGACAAAUUGUCAUAUUGGCCAAAUAAUUACAGAACAAUUCCCAAAUGGAGUACUGCUUAGAGUUCAACAACCACCAGACGACAAAAAACUUGUCCAAUGGUUUGGUCAAAAUCAACCGGUUGGUAAUUUGAUUCUUAACUUACAAGGUUAUUCUUGUCAAAGCAGCAUUGGAAAUUCAUCACUAUCCUUGGACAAUAAUCAUUCCGACGGACAUCUGACAGUCCAGAAAUCAGUUUGGACAGAAGUCCUGAGAGCAAAGGAAACAAAAGAUUGGAAAAAGUUGCAAAGUAUUCUCUGUAUGGAUGAUAUACACCCAAGCCAUUUUAUUGCUCGGACACGUUGGAAUGGGAUAAUGGAAUCAGCGGAGUAUAAGUUAUGCUCUGGAGCACGGGCAACAGGUUCCCAUCAUUUUACAUUAAACUUCAAUCUUUACACACAUUUCACUUCACCGUUGAGACGGUUUGUUGAUUUAAUCAAUCAUCGCUUUAUCCACGCCUAUUUGGAUAAAAAGAAAGCACCAUAUACUACCCACGAGCUCCAAAUGAUAAGCCUUCAUCUUGGUCGACGAACAAAACAACAGAAAUUGUAUAGAAAGCACAGCAAAACUCUAAAAUUAGCAUAUGAGUUAACAAACCAACCGGCCCUGAUUAUAGGAUUUAUCAGUCAAGCCGAUAAUGACGGGGUGGAAAUUGAAAUACCUCAAUGGCCAUCUUUGAUAGCGAAUAAUGAUAUACCAUUUCAUUUACUGGACGUUUGCGAAAGACCAACUGUAAAAGAUACACUUACAGAAACCUCUUGGAGAAAGAGAAGCUUCCACACUCAAGGGGCAGUUGGCUAUGUCCGCCCUCAAAUGAAAAGGGGAGAAAAACUACAACUGAACCCUAUCAAACAUUGCCUAUACAUACCAUUAAAAAUGUGGGCGGACCUUCUCACCAAUCUUAUAUCAUCGACUGAAUCUGAGGACAAACAACGCAGUAAGCGGUGUAAAAAGGAAGUCGAAAGAAUAAUUGAUCAAAUUGGCAUGGAGGGAAUAAAUCCCAUAGGGACAUUAUAUGGAACUGUAGAUAAAGUUACCUGUGAAGGUGGUCGAAGUAAUAUUUCAUCAUUAACGGAUAUGUGUAGGUUCAGUUUCAAGUUUGCUCCUGGUCGGGUUCUGUGUACUCAGCUAUCGACUGUUUUCGAAAAGGGACUUCCAAAACCUAAGUUUACUAUGGUCAAACUAGCUGAUAAUUUGAUAUUUUGUUUGGAACAUAAAGAUGAUCCUGUGACCUGCCUUACUAAGGAGUCUUUUGAGUCGACAAAAGAAAGAAAGUGGAUGAAAAUAUCAGAAUAUGUGAAGGCAUGGUCAGCCCUGGUGGAAAUGGAAGCUGCAGUUCAAAGUGUUCAAGGCGGUGACACAUUUUUCAUUGAACACGUCCCAGUACGUUUUACAACACAAGAUUCUGGUAGCUUCACUUUAAACCAUUCAUUUUGUUCAGACAGGGACGUAUUAGGUGGUAUUCACAUUAGUAAAGAUGAAGAGGGAAAGCCUAUAACUGACUUUGUCUGUAUCCGUAAAGAAGUAGCUCAAGACUCUGACAAUCCCUUUAUCUGGGUAGGUCAUGGGCAAAUGGUAUAUUGUUCUAAAAGGGAAGAUUACAUGGAAUCAAAUGAAUUGGAGGUUUAUUUCGAACUUCAUGGCACAGAAACAUGUGCAAAAAUGAGAGAUGUAAUAAAUAUAGGAACACAGGAUGUUUUCACUCUCGAGAUAAUACCAAGAUCAGAAACAGACAGGCGACUCAAAGAGGUCCUCAAAAAGAACGUAAUCGAGAGUAACCCUUUAGUCAAAGCAAUAGUUUUAAACAGCCCAAUACCAAUGUUAGACCGUGAUCACCUUCAUUUGGGAAAGAAGAUCGAAAAAGAUUUACCCAAAGAGGAACUGCAGAUCCUCAAAUUACCUGGUAACAAUAUAAAACAAUGUGAGGCUAUCGAGAAAUCAUUAACAUCAGCAUUCACAUUGAUACAAGGUCCUCCAGGAACUGGGAAAACGUAUACUGGUAUUAAAUUAGUAUAUCUCUUCACUAAGAUUAAUAAGAUCAUUAAGCUAGAAGAACCAGCCAAAAAGGGAGACAAAACAAUGGAUGGUAGAAACCAAGUUUUGUAUUGUGGUCCUUCUAACAAAUCAGUUGAUGUUGUAGCACGUAAUCUUAUAAAAAAAUUGGGAAAUAGAUGCCCAAAAAUACUUCGAGUUUAUAGCAAGACCGUAGUUUAUGGCGAUUUUCCUGUGCCUGGCAAAGCUUCACCCGCAAGAGCUACAAGGAGAGAAGGACAAUGCCCUGAAGACUUACAUAAUGUUGCUCUUCACCAUAUCAUUAGACAAAAAGGUAAACCGUAUGCAGAUAAAAUUCGUGAAUUUGACGAGAAGUUUAAAAAGGAAUCACAGGGAAUAACCAAAAUGAUGAUAAAGACAUACCAUAAACUUGUCCGUCAAGCUGAAGAAGAAGAGUUGCCAUUAUAUGAAGCAAUUUUGUGUACAACUGGUGUUGGUGGUAACAGGAGAACGAUGAAAAGUCUUAAAGUAUUCCAAUGUAUAAUUGAUGAAUGUGGCAUGUGUACUGAACCAGAGACUUUAUUACCAAUUCUUGUUGCCAAACCCAACCAGCUUGUUUUAAUUGGUGACCAUAAACAACUUCGCCCAAUAUUGAUGUGCUCUAAAGCCGCUAAACUUGGUCUAGAAAAGUCAUUGUUUGAGAGAUAUGCUAAAAAGGCCAUUUUUCUUAAUAUCCAAUACAGAAUGCACCCUGAUAUAUGUGCAUUUCCAUCCAAGCAAUUUUAUGAAGGUAAACUAGAAACAGGACCAUCUACAUUAUGGGAGAUUAAACAGCCUUUAAGGAUAAUUGGUGGAAAAAAGAUUAUGUUUUUCCAUAUAGAAGGAGAAGAAGAAGCACUAACAGUACACACUGAUGAUGGUCACGAACGAUCAAAGUCCAAUAUUCAGGAAGUUGAUAAAGUUGUGGACUUAUUUCGACACAUGGUUAGGAAUGAAGAUAUCAAUCCAAGAAGUAUCAAUAUCAUGACACAAUACAAAUCACAGAUGUCUUUGAUUCAGAAGAAACUCAAAGAAUAUAACUUCGACGACACUGUAAAUACAGUUGUAGCCAGCCAAGGUGGUGAAUGGGAUUAUGUUAUUUUAAGUACCGUGCGUUCUCUACCUUUGUAUAAAAUUGAACCGUCUCCUACUCGAGGAUGGACAUCAGAACAUCUUGGAUUUUUAGCUGAUGAAAAUCAAACCAAUGUUGCUCUUACAAGAGCGAGGAAGGGAUUAUUGAUUAUAGGUAAUAAGAAUAUGUUGAAAUGUGAUACAACUUGGCGAGCCUUGUUACUACAUUAUGAGAAGCAAGGCUGUAUUCAAGACGCAAAUAACAUUCCUUCGUCUGCUCCGCCUCGUACGCCAAUUCCUAUUAUUGGUCGAUAUAAAUCGGUCAAAAAGUAA